AUGAAUAUUAAAGAAUUAACUUCGUUUAUAAAAGAAUACGAUCUUAUGUUUACAUAAAAACUAGUCAAAUACUUAGUAAUAAUAGGAAUAUCAGCUAUGAAAAGUAAAACUUAGGAUAUAUCGAUUGAAACGAUAAAACUUAUUGCAAGUAUAUUCAAAUUUUAUAAAUAGGCUCUUGUAAAUAAUAAAAGUUAAAAAAUGAGAUGGCUACUUUAAAAGAAAAAGUAAUCAAUAUUUAAUAGUCAAUAACUCCUAGAAUGGGAAAUUACAACUUUUCUGAAGAUAAAUAAUUAAGAAUUUCAAAAAGCCCAUUGAUCUAAUCAUAAUAUUCACCUAUUUAGAAGAAAAAGGAUUAACCUAGUAAUAAGUGCAAAAAGGCUAUAUCUAUUUAAGAUUCAGAUUUCAAUUUCUAAUCGUUAAAUUUGAAAAAUAAAAGUAAUUAACUCAGUAUAAAAAUGGAAUAAUAAAUAAAAUAAACAAAAUCUUAGAAAAUUAGUUAAAAUAUUUAUUAAUCUUCAAAGAAAAUAAAUUUGGAUUAAAUUGCUAAUCAUUUUUUAUGUUCUCCUUUAAUUUAGAAUCCUUUAUCAGUAAGAAAUCAAUCAUAAUAAAAUGAACUUUAAUGUAUAAUUGUUUAUAUUUGUAGAUUUCUUUUAGAAUACAUGGAAAUAAUUUUGA
This is a messenger RNA of Paramecium pentaurelia, 675 nucleotides long. Lineage: Eukaryota; Ciliophora; Oligohymenophorea; Peniculida; Parameciidae. The record is from the annotation of a GenBank genome assembly.